This is a messenger RNA of Monomorium pharaonis (pharaoh ant), 750 nucleotides long. RefSeq lists its product as uncharacterized. Lineage: Eukaryota; Metazoa; Arthropoda; Insecta; Hymenoptera; Formicidae. Gene Ontology annotation, molecular function: nucleic acid binding. The record is from RefSeq and is a predicted model, not a curated record. Gene Ontology annotation, biological process: DNA integration. The transcript has 2 exons. Bases 1 to 750 code for a protein of 249 amino acids.
AUGUCUGAGAAACAAUUGCUGGUUGAGGAGUUGCAUGCUCCGGCGAGAAGAAAUUUUCCUCGAAGACAUGUCAUAGUUCGCGGAUAUGAUGACCUGUGGCAGGCGGACGUGGUUGAGAUGCGUCCUUACACGCGAUUUAAUCGAGGUUAUCACUACAUACUUACCGUUAUCGACGUGCUGAGCAAGCAUGCAUGGGCUGUGCCGCUUAAGACCAAGAGUGGUAGCGAAGUUGCUAUUGCGAUUGCAAAGAUAAUUCGGAAAGAUGAAAGAUGUCCGAAAAAUUUAUGGCUCGAUCUGCUGCCACGUCUCGUGUCAGAUUACAAUGUACGAAAGCAUCGAACUAUCGGCACGCGACCCAUCGAUGUUACGCCUGCAAUCGCUAAAAAACUCUUAACCACUGUGUACAGUCACAUAAAAAUUGCAGCACCCGCGCGAUUUAAAGUAGGUGACUCGGUGCGCGUCAGCAAAUUCAAAACUGUUUUUGAGAAGGGCUAUACACCAAAUUGGACUACGGAAAUAUUUAAAAUUAUCAAAGUACAGCGUACCAAUCCUGCGACAUAUGUACUGGAAGAUUCCUGUGGAAAACCUGUCGCUGGAGGAUUCUACGAAUAUGAGCUGCAGCGUGCUGCAAAUCCUGACGUGUAUCUUGUUGAAAAAAUAUUACGCAGAAAAGGAGAUGAGGUUUAUGUCAAGUGGUUGGGAAUCGAUGGAGCGCAUAAUUCAUGGAUACAUAAAAGCAAUGUUAUUUAA